CCGUCUCUCCAGCUUAUCACCAAGAGAGGUUCCACACCAAAGGAGGGAGAGAGAAAGAGAGGAGGUCCAGCAACAGCAAAUUCAAGGAGCACCAUCAGUCAGCCCAAAAUGGAGCAGACCAAAGCCCUCAAUGCUCUGGAGCCCUUCCUAGCCCUCUCCAAAUCUGCUACCUCUCCUCGUGCUGCGGCCGACCUCAUCAACCGUGCCACCUCCGCCCCCGGCACCUACGCCUUCACCGAGCUCCUCAGCACGCCCAAUAUCGCCGCCCUCGCGUCGUCACCCGAGCCGGAAUUCCGGGCAUGGCACACCCACCUCGAGCUCUUUAGCCAUGGACUCUACGAGGGCUACGCCGCCGACGGCACCCUGCCACCCCUGAGCCCAGCCCAGCAGCUCAAGCUCCGCCAGCUCUCCCUGCUGACCCUCUCGCGCGACAAAGCCCGCCUCACCUACCCGGCCCUGAUGCGCAGCCUUGGCCUCGCCACCCCUAGGGACCUUGAGGACCUCGUCAUCGGCGCCGUCUACGCCGGCCUGCUCUCUGCCCGUCUCAACCCCGCCCGCCGCGAGGUCCAGGUCAACAACGUGGCGCCCCUUCGCGACGUACGCCCCGCCUCUGUCGCCGGCAUCGUCACCACCCUGCAGGAGUGGUCUGCCCGCUGCGACGCUACCCUUGCCGAGCUCGAGGCCUCCGUCUCUGCCAUCCGUGCCGAGGCCGCCCGCGCCGUGACCCGGAGGCGUGAGGACGAGAGGGUUGUUGCCGUCGCUGUCGCCGCUGAGGAGAAGGCUUCUGCCGCCGGCGGUGCCAGCCUCGCUCCUGAGGGAGGUUCUGGUGCAGGCUCGCGGCAUAGGUCGAGGAAGACCCACGGCCACUCUGCCGUGGCCAAUCUGCGGUCACAGAUCAAUGCCAGUGGCCCUCUCGGCAGCAGUGCAGGCGGCGGCGGUGCGAAGAGGAGCAGCGAGAAGCUGAUGGAGAGCACGGCGGGCGCAGAUGACGACGACGAGGCGAUGGACCUGGAUGACGACGCAGAGGGGCCCGGCCAGGGGCGAGCCAGUCGACGUAGGUUGUGAGGUGAAUACGGACCAACCUUUGCCGAGAGAACGCGGUCAUCAGGCACUCCUAUACUUACUCGCCGUUUGCAAAUCGGUCCAGAUAUGAAUUGAUGGCUUAAAACCACAGACGAUACCGAGCACAAUUGCCUCAACCACCGUGUGCAGUGCUCCCAAAAAACUCAAAUGAGGAGAUACCUCUCUAAACCUCGGUGGGGCUGGCUCGCCUUUCAAUUAUGGCGAUAGACAGAUUCGAGAACAAAGGACAUCUUCUCAAACUACG
Messenger RNA from Cryphonectria parasitica EP155, 1327 nucleotides. RefSeq lists its product as uncharacterized. The transcript has 2 exons. Gene Ontology annotation, cellular component: COP9 signalosome. Bases 109 to 1065 code for a protein of 318 amino acids. Lineage: Eukaryota; Fungi; Ascomycota; Sordariomycetes; Diaporthales; Cryphonectriaceae. The record is from RefSeq and is a predicted model, not a curated record.